Messenger RNA from Camellia sinensis, 1312 nucleotides. NCBI's taxonomy places the organism in Eukaryota, Viridiplantae, Streptophyta, Magnoliopsida, Ericales, Theaceae. The record is from RefSeq and is a predicted model, not a curated record.
UGUGACACCGAUAGCUCCAAUAAACAAGUUAUUGGUGUUAGUUGUAGUUUCCAAUUUGUGGGUGGACUUAAUCUUCUAAGUACGGUGUUUGGAUAUUGGAUUUGAGUAGGGAUUUAUGGAUGGAAAGGAAAUGAGAAGGGAAAAGUGAUAAAUUUAGACGUGAUCUUUUGAAAUUUAAAAAAGAAAAGGGAGACCAAGAAAGAUUACACAUUAUGUUCACUAAUCAAAUUACAUUGAUGAAUUCUUAACGUAGAAUUGUGUCAAAGAAUGAGAACUGUUGAGGAGCAUAAUUUAUGUGUAUUUUUCUCGAUAACCAUGUAAUGGGCUUGUGGUAAAUUAAGGAAUUCCCAUUUCUAGAGUUUCAGAUAUUAGUUACCAAGUCUACCACAAUGACCCAGCAUAAAGACUAUAUGAUAUUUCAUUUUUGUUCUCAAAAUGUCACUUGAUUUUGUCACGUUGAUUUGAUUUUGAUUAGACAAAUGGGACUGCUUAGCUGAUUUAUGAGCUGCAACGGGGCUCACUUUAAAAACUAUGUAAGAUGCAAACUGCAAUUAUAAAGGCAUUGUGGUCAUCUCAGUCUUUGUGCUUUUUAUUUUUGUCGUAUUUUUUUCCACUCUUAAUAAAAGUUAGGUUUUUAUAAAUAUAAAUAUUUUUUUAUCAUGUUAUUGUUUGUUGAAACAUAUUGAUAUUCAUGCUCAAACUAUGGUUUUUAUGUGUUUUCUUGUUCUCCAGGUUGAGGAUGCUACCAAAGCUCUUGGACCAACAAACGGGGCAACUCUAGAAAAGAACGGACAGAUUCUGCGAGUACCAUAUGCAAAAAGCAUUCUUGGACCGAGAUCAGGGCCAUUAGGAUCUUCUCAGUCAAGCAGUCUUGCGGCUGCCGCAAUUGAGGCAGCAGCAUUUGCUCAACAGUAUGAUGCUGUUGGAUGGGCACCAAAGGAGUAUAAUCCAGACAAUAAGCAGCCCUCUGGUGGGCAGGAGCCAAGUGGUGGAGAGGUUGCAGGUCCAAAGGAUGCUUAUUCAUUACAAUCUGGCUUUGUUUGGGAUGAAGCAUUUGGCUAUUAUUAUGAUGCUUCUUCUGGAUUCUAUUAUGAUGGAAAUAUAGGAGCAAUCAAAGGGUAACAUCGCGAACAGAGAAAGGAUGUAUACAAAACACAGGUGUGGUUCUAGGUCAAUCCCUGUUAGAGUAGAAAAACUGAUUGGAUUGGGGUGGCAUUUUUGACGUGCAACAAUGAUCUAAUUUGCUUGAAUGUUCAUUUUUGUUUGAUAAGGAUACACAUACUUUGUGGAGUUGCACUAGUUAUUGUUGGAU